CUAAGAAAAUAUAUUAAUAUGUAUCAAAACAGGACAUAAUAAAAUAUUAUUUCAAGAAAUUAGACAAAAUUGUGAAAGACUACAGUAACUUAUCAAAUAUGAGAUUUUUCAAUUGUUUAAUAUUUUGUUUUAUAUAUUCUUUAUCAAAUGGAAACUCGGUUCAUAGAGAGACCCGACAAACAGGCGAAUUUAAUUUAGACGAAUAUCUACAGAAAUUUGGAUACAUGGAAAAACAAAACGUUACGGAACGAACUCAGGGAACAUUUGGUUCUGCUCCAAGUAGUGCAGUGGCGCUUAGGGCAUUUCAAGGAUGGAAUAGCUUACCCAUAACCGGUACUCUUGACGAUACGACGAUGGAGUUGAUGAGAAGACCACGUUGUGGCUUCCCAGACCCUAAGAUACCUAUGGGAGAGGUCAAACCUUUCGUAUUAGGUCCAAAAUGGAACAAAAAGUCCCUUACAUACAGAAUUACAAGUACUACAACUGAUUUAUCUUCAGCUCCAGCCAGGUCUGAGCUUGCUAGAGCAUUCAAAUUCUGGACAGAUGUAGCAGAUAUUGAGAUUACUGAAACUUCAAAUUCUAACAGUGACAUUGUUAUAUCGUUUGAAACUGGGGAUCAUAAUGAUGGUUCUCCUUUUGAUGGAGCAGGUGGAGUCUUAGCUCACGCGUUUUUCCCGACAGGUGGAGUGUGCCAUUUUGAUGAAGGUGAAACAUGGGUUAUAAAUGGUACAGGAAUAGACCUUUUUACUGUUGGUGCGCAUGAAAUAGGACAUCUUUUGGGACUUGACCAUUCUAAUGAUCGAGCAGCUUUAAUGUUUCCAUUUUAUGGUGGAUUUGUGGCAGAUUAUACCAUACCAGCAGACGAUAGAGCCGCCAUUGUUGCUCACUACGGUGCAAGAACUACAAGCGAUGGCGUCACCGAAAGCAACGCUGUCACGCAAAGUGCAAUGAUUACAGAAUCAACCAAUGAUAUGGUCACGAAUGAGCCAACCAGUUCAGCAUCACAAGUAAUAAGUGGAAACCAUAUCACGUCACUCAUCAUGAUAACUAUCUUAUAUCAUUUUGACGUCUUCAACAUUUCAUAGAUUGAGUGUAUCCAUGUUUUUUACAAAUCAUUACGAAUAAAAUAGUUUCUCGUA
Messenger RNA from Mytilus trossulus (common blue mussel), 1139 nucleotides. Its product is annotated as collagenase 3-like. Gene Ontology annotation, molecular function: zinc ion binding; metalloendopeptidase activity. The transcript has 7 exons. NCBI's taxonomy places the organism in Eukaryota, Metazoa, Mollusca, Bivalvia, Mytilida, Mytilidae. The record is from RefSeq and is a predicted model, not a curated record. Gene Ontology annotation, cellular component: extracellular matrix. The coding region runs from base 99 to 1085 and encodes 328 amino acids. Gene Ontology annotation, biological process: extracellular matrix organization; proteolysis; collagen catabolic process.